AUGGCUCCUUUAAUUCCUCGUGGGAUUGUUUCGCCUUCAAAUUCCGAACUUCUUCACAAUACCAUUGGUUUUGUCAUUCCUUCUUUUGUCUUGUUCGGUUUCCGAAUUCUCAAUGCCAUCUGGGUCAUGGCGAAGAUGAGGUUUGAAGAUUGGCUUAUGAGUCUUACUAUGUGCUUCUAUACCGUUCUCUUGGUCUUGAUUAAUGUUUCCGCUCGUUAUGAAACAAAUUUGUUCCCUCCAGAACAGCUGUCGGCAAUUUUAGCUGAUCCUGAGGAUGUCGCUUCACGCGUUUAUGGCUCGAUUAUUGUCAUCCCACUUGAACAAUGUAUGCUUGCUUCUACCUGGUGUGUCAAAGUUUGCAUUUGGUUAUUCUUGUGGCGUCUUUGCCGCAAUCUUCCACAUUUGCAAAUGGCACUCAAGAUUCUCAUGGGAUAUAUCAUUGUUGGAUACGUCGUAAUUAUGUUUGUCUACUACGUUGGUGUCUGCCGUCCAUUCCAACAAUAUUGGGCAGUUCCCGUUCAAGAUAAACAAUGUGCGACUUAUCAGCAUUACUCUAUCGUUCAAAUGGUCUUCAACAUCAGCUCAGAUCUCGGAUUGAUCCUUAUCCCACUUUGGAUGUUCUAUAUUGCACGUUUACCACCCAAGCGCAAAGCUGUCUUAAUGGCUGUUUUCUCCCUCGCUUUAUUUACAAUCCUUGCGGCUAUUUUAAACAAAUACUAUAAUUUCGCCAGUCCUAUGACAACAACUUAUCAACUUUGGUACAUUCGUGAAUCUUCAGUGGCCAUCUGGGUGGGUAAUAUUAUUUGCUGCUGGCAGAUUGUACAAAAGAUCUUCAAAGCUCGCUCCUUCGAUAACCAAAAACAAGAAAUCGAAAUGCACCCGGAAAUGGUUGCUCGUCUGCAAAAUCCCUCAAAUUAUACGGAGAAUGGUAGCCCAAAACCAAAAGAUUGGAUGGAUCAACUCGUUGCUCGUCGAAAGGCUAUGGGGGAAUUCCUCUCUGUUGCAACCCGUUCCCGUUUCACCAAUCGUGGCACUGGUCGUUCUGGUGAACCCUUGAACUCUUACAGUGAUCAAAGAGGUCUUGCCAAUUCUCGUAGUGAUCCAAUCUCAAUGAUGACAAUGGAAAAAGGCGACGAUGAAGCCAUUUCCCCAACUCUAGCCUAUAGAGAAAACGAAAAGAUUGCCUAG
Messenger RNA from Sclerotinia sclerotiorum 1980 UF-70, 1188 nucleotides. RefSeq lists its product as hypothetical. Bases 1 to 1188 code for a protein of 395 amino acids. The record is from RefSeq and is a predicted model, not a curated record. Lineage: Eukaryota; Fungi; Ascomycota; Leotiomycetes; Helotiales; Sclerotiniaceae. The transcript is spliced from 6 exons.